Molecule: messenger RNA, 2487 nt
Organism: Monoraphidium neglectum
Lineage: Eukaryota; Viridiplantae; Chlorophyta; Chlorophyceae; Sphaeropleales; Selenastraceae
Exons: 1
Coding region: 1-2487 (828 amino acids)
Molecular function (GO): protein binding
Source: RefSeq, a predicted model, not a curated record
AUGAACUCCGGCGCCUUGAUUACAUGCUCGGCCACCCACAGCACCGACAUCACGGGCAUCAAGGGCGCAGCGCUCGGCCGCCGCGCCCUCUACUUCACGACCUGGUCCGGCCCCGGCCUCUACUCCGUCAGCCUCGCCUCCGGCCGCGUGCGCUGGCAGUUCCCCCUCAACAACUGGUUCGCAUACUGGCGCAAAGAGAUCGACCUCCCCCCGUCCGCGAGCUUUGAGGACGCGGCGGAGGGCGGCGCCGGCACCGUGUUCGCAACUGCGGCCGGCCCACCCGCGCGGGUCUACGGGCUAAGAGUCAAACGCGGGCCGACGGAGCAGCGGUGGGAGUGGAGGGCGGACCUGCCGCUGGGGCGGCUGGCUGACGUGGCGGGCCCUGAGGAGGCGGACUCGUGCCGCCGCCGAAGCCUGGUGGGGAACCGCGGCGGCGGAGCCGAUGCGGAGGGCGGCGGCGGCAGCAGCAGCGGCGCAGGCGUGCUUGCUGACGACGAUGAUGAUGAUGGUGAAGGCGCGGACUGCUUCGUGGGCGCCCCGCAGGCGCCCGCGCCGGCACCGCCGCCGCCGCCGCCCAAGCCGGUGCUGUACCUGGCUCUCGUCAGCCCCGACGGCUCCGGCAGCUGGCUGCAGGCGCUGUCGCUGGCCGACGGCUCGCCGCUGUGGACCGGCGAAAUCGAGCCUGGCGUCACGUUUGAGCGCAUGGAGCUCGACGGGCCGCGGCUGCUGGUGGCAGACGAGGAGGCGGGGGUGAUUUUGGCGUAUGACAAGGCAACGGGGCAGCUCCUGUGGCGGCGCGAGGGCGCCUUCUGCGCGACGCCGAGCCCGAUCGCACGUGUAUACGCGCCGGAGCGGCCACGCACGCGCAGCGGCGACGCCGGCGGCGCCGGCAGCAGAAGCAGCCGCGGCGGCGGACGGGGUUUGCAGGGCAGCAAUGAUGGUAGCGGCAGCGGCGGCCACAGCAGUGUCGGGGGCGUUCUCUUGCUCUCUCGCGACUGUGACGCGCUCGACGGCCUCUCGGCAGUUGACAGCGCGACGGGCAAAGCCCUGUGGACGGGCCUCGACGCACCGCACGCCGCCCGCGCCGACGGCGGGUGCUCGUGGCUCGAGGUGGACGGGGGCGUCGCGUACCUAGGCUGCAACUGCCCCGCUGAUGACGCCCCCGUGGCCGCCCGAGGCGCCACCUCACCACGACCGCGAUUGAAACUCCGGCAGCGCGGCCGCCUCGACGGCCAGCCGCGGCUGCGGCCGCGCCACGGCGCCAACACAAGCACGGUGUGUGUGUAUGCCGUUGACCUGGUCACGGGAAAGCGCGAGUGGUGGAGCGAGGUGGAGAUCCCGGGUGUCGCAGCGUUCGACCCCCUCGGACAGGUGUGGGGCCAAGGCCCUGUGGUCAUGCGCCCAAGCUCGCGCCGCGCCGCUCUUGGCGGCGACGGUGGCAAUGGCGGUGUCCCCGCGCAAGGUGGCGGGCGCAUUACCAGUGGCGACGGCAGCGACGGCGGCGGCGGCGGCAGGGUGGUUGCUUUCCUGACAAACACCACAGUCGUCGGGGUCAGUGCUUUAAGCGGCAAGGCGUUGUGGCAGCUGACGCUGCCGCCUGGCGAGUGGCUCGCGCCCUGGCAGCUGCCGGCCCAGAUGCUGCCGCCCGGGGACGAGCGCCGCGUCGGCGCGAGCCCGCUGCUGCUGCUGCACUCGCUGCGCGGCGCGGGCAACCGGACGUCCGUGUAUGCGUUGGACGGCCUCAGCGGCAAGCAGGCGUGGACGCGGGCGUUCAACGGCUCCAUGCAGCCGCCGCUGCACCCGUCUGACGGGGGCUUCGCGCUGCCCGUCGGGCCGCUCGUGUUUUCGGAGGCCUGCCGCCGCGGCCGCUGCUGCCUGCGGGCGCUCAACGCGACGACAGGCAAGCAGGCCUGGGCGGUGUGCCUCGACGCGGAGCGCGGCACCGACCCGACCAACCCGCGCGCCCAGUUUGCGAUCUGGGUCGUCACCCUGGUAACGAUCGCGUCCGUCGCGGCGCUCAUCCUCGGCGCCGCGCUGCUGUACGUCCACCGCUGGGCGGACGAGCGCUCGCUGCUCAGCGGCGGCGGCGACCAGGGCAGCGAGUAUGAGGCGCUGGCGCCGAGCGGGCGGCGGCACCUGGCACCCGGCAGCCGCGGGGGGUCGAGCGGGUCGGACGACGAGGGCGGGGGCGGCGGCACCGCACCGCGCCUCAGCUUGUUUGCGCGUGCGGGCGGUGCAGCGGCGACGGUGCUGGGCGGCCCGCCCAGCCCGGGCAGCAUCGCCGCAGCUGCAGUCGCGCUGGACAGUGGCAGUGGCAGCGGCCAGGGAGCAGGCGGCGCCAGGGUUGGUGGGUUGCUCGGGCAGCAGCUGUUUGGCGGGCGGGAGCGCGUGCCGCCUAGGGGCGCGAGGCGGCCAGCGGAUGAUGCGGCGGCGGCACAAGUCGGUGCCGGCGGCCCCGCCAUUCCGUACCGGCCCAGGGUCUCUUAG